ACAUAAAAUUUGAAACUUGAAAAUUGAGGGACCCAAUUAAAAUUUUACGGAAUGUUCAAUUACCCAAUUGUGUUUCCACCUCGCUUCGCUUCCAUAGAAGGAAAAAUGGAGUGCGCCGGAAGGGGAAGCCGAAACCCGUGCUCGGGCCCGGCCACCAGACCCUGCAGUCGCUGCGGAGUCGUUGCCUAUUGCUCCAUUUCUCACCAGGUUUCCCAUUGGAGUGUGCAUAAGAAAGAGUGUGAAAGAUUACAACAGCAAAUGAAGCGUGCUAAUGUCUUGAGUGAUUUCCCUUUCCAAUUUACUCAAGAGGUUCAGAUGUGUGAAAAGCGGGAGGUGCGUUGUUCAUUGUUAAUAAAAAAUGGAAUUCACCGAACAGGAAUGUGGAUGUGUGAAUGUAGUUGCGAGAGAUCAGCUACUCCUGAUCAUUCUGGUAGGUUACCUGAAGGUUGGAAUCUUCCAAGUGCAUUAUGCCCUUGCAAAGGGCCUUCUUCUCCAAUACCCGAACUAACAAGUUGGAAAGAUUACUAUGAAUGGAGGUGCAUCCCACUUUGUUCUCCUGCUGCUUUACUUCUUCACUGGCCACUCACAAUAUAUUGGGCUAUUCGGCUUGCAACUCUUAAAAGCUUGAUUCCUGCAAUCGGUAAAGAACUGCGCAUACAUUACUUAGUUCUUGUUGAAGGCCCAGAGAAAGAGCUUCUUCAACUUUCUGUCUUUGGAGAAUUGCUUGCACUUUUUCCUGGAAUUCGACUGCUAAUAGACCUUGUUGGACCUGCAGUUCCACAGCAUAGGUCAGUUCCAAUGGAUGAUGAGAAAAUCUAUGUUUACAGUUAUGCUAAAUGUAAUCAAAUAGAUUGUCAGUGCAAAUAUUCAGUUGAGAAUCUUAGCCAACAUGUAUACGAGGGUGACUCUUCUGCAGUCAUAUUACGGUUUCAUGCAGGUUUUUAUCAUGAUCGUUACAGAGAUAUAGCAAAGGAUUUUCCACCCCAUCUAAUUAUAGCUCCAAAUGCCGGUAUUGCUGCCUACACAAGCUGGCUUCCAACAAUUGAGCUAAUAAAGGAGAUCAAAGUUCCGGCAAUUUUUUCUGAUUACUGUGAAGAAGCUUCUCAUCUGGCAACUUGUUGCAUAAGUUCUGCAACAGGCUGUGCUCCUACAAUUCCAAUUCAGCUAAAUCCAUUCAGGCAGCCUCUACCUGUGGAAGAAAGUGCAUUGUUUCUCCCUUGCUAUUCCAACUGCUUUGUCUUCGGGAUGUGAAAUUGUAAAGAAAAGAGAUCAUGCCGUUUUGCAAUGAAGUAUUUAAAAGAAGAUCGUAUCACAUUUGAGAGAGAUGAGUAUAGGUGAACCCGCUAUGUAUGUUAUAUUUCUAUACAUUGUUUCUCAAGUCUAGCAAGCAAAAAGUUUGUCUUGGAAGUCUUUGGCCCUUUAUGAGUUUUGAUGUAUAAAAAAUAUGGAGGAUUGCUUCUAUGAGGAUUGGAGUUAUUUUGAAAUUUCAUUAUUGAUUUAUUGAGUGGGAAGUGCAAGAUAA
Molecule: messenger RNA, 1522 nt
Organism: Olea europaea var. sylvestris
Lineage: Eukaryota; Viridiplantae; Streptophyta; Magnoliopsida; Lamiales; Oleaceae
Product: zinc finger MYND domain-containing protein 15
Exons: 11
Coding region: 52-1251 (399 amino acids)
Source: RefSeq, a predicted model, not a curated record